Molecule: messenger RNA, 411 nt
Organism: Phanerochaete carnosa HHB-10118-sp
Lineage: Eukaryota; Fungi; Basidiomycota; Agaricomycetes; Polyporales; Phanerochaetaceae
Exons: 1
Coding region: 1-411 (136 amino acids)
Source: RefSeq, a predicted model, not a curated record
AUGGUACAUCCAGUUCUCGAACAGGCCCGAGUCGAGGACACACCCUGCCCAUACUUAAGUCGAGCUCCGGCACGCCGCCUAGGCGCAGCGCUCGCGGGCGGCGUGGGUGCUGUAGGCCGCGUUGGCGGACGUCGUCUGCUGGAGCAUGCAUGGAAAUGCGGCGGGAGACGGGGCGAUGCCGACGAGGAGCGUGCCAUCGGGCAGCCCGCCGCCAUCGAUGCCGCGUUGCGCGAAGCUCUCGGAGCGGAGGAGCUCGUAAAACGCGAGCUUGCGCACGGCCGGCAGGCUGUACAUGUGCGAGAGGGCGACCGUCUCGGCCGCGUGGCCAGGGCGUGUGCACCGACUACUGUUCGUCGUGCACGAUCAUGUUUCGGAGAGCACACGAUCCGCACCACGUCUUUAAGUCCAUAG